Molecule: messenger RNA, 1745 nt
Organism: Momordica charantia (bitter melon)
Lineage: Eukaryota; Viridiplantae; Streptophyta; Magnoliopsida; Cucurbitales; Cucurbitaceae
Gene: AGT2
Product: alanine:glyoxylate aminotransferase 2
Biological process (GO): glyoxylate catabolic process
Cellular component (GO): mitochondrion
Molecular function (GO): pyridoxal phosphate binding; L-alanine:glyoxylate transaminase activity
Source: RefSeq, a predicted model, not a curated record
UCUUUCCAAAUUCCAAAAUCUGCAUAAAAUUUUGUACACAGCUGUGACAGAGCCGCCGUCUCUUCGGAGCAGAGAGUAAUCGGCCAUGGCGUUGCAGAGGCAACUUCUGAAGAAGGCUCUACCAGAGGCUAAAAAUGGCCGUUAUAGGCUAGCAUUUUGCAGUUCCUUUUCUUCGAUUUCUUCUCCUUCUACUGCUGCUGCGGCUGCGUCCGAUGCCGAUGCCAAACCUGUGCUUCCGCCGUUUGAUUACGAGCCGAAGCCUUACAAAGGACCUCUUGCCGAUGAAAUUUUCCAGAAGCGGAAGAAGUUUCUUGGCCCUUCGCUUUUCCACUACUAUCAGAAGCCUCUCAACAUUGUAGAAGGAAAAAUGCAAUAUUUAUUUGAUGAGAAUGGAAGGCGCUACCUUGAUGCUUUUGCUGGAAUAGUUACAGUAUCUUGUGGGCAUUGCCAUCCUGAUGUUUUAGCUGCAGUUAAUGAGCAGAACAAGCUUCUACAGCAUGCCACAACUAUAUACCUACACCAUGCAAUAGCUGAUUUUGCCGAAGCAUUGGCAGCCAAAAUGCCUGGAAACUUGAAGGUUGUGUAUUUUGUGAACUCUGGGACAGAAGCAAAUGAACUAGCAAUGCUUAUGGCCCGUCUAUACAGUGGUAACCUAGGUAUGAUUUCAUUGAGAAAUGCAUACCAUGGAGGAAGUUCCAACACAAUUGGUCUGACAGCUUUGAACACGUGGAAGUACCCUAUACCUCAGGGUGAAAUUCAUCAUGUUAUUAAUCCAGAUCCAUAUCGUGGAAUAUUUGGGUCAGAUGCUGGCAGUUAUGUCAAAGAUGUUCAGGAUCACAUAGAUUAUGGUAGUUCAGGAAGAGUUGCUGGAUUUAUAGCUGAAACAAUUCAGGGUGUUGGAGGAGCUGUUGAAUUGGCACCUGGAUACUUGAAACUUGUUUAUGACAUUGUUCGCAAGGCUGGUGGUGUUUGCAUUGCCGAUGAAGUUCAAACUGGCUUUGGUCGUACAGGAAGCCACUAUUGGGGCUUUGAAACACAGGGUGUCAUUCCGGAUAUAGUAACCAUGGCAAAGGGUAUUGGAAAUGGUUUACCAUUGGGAGCAGUGGUGACAACGCCUGAAAUAGCAAGCACAAUGGCUCAAAAAAUUCAGUUCAACACUUUUGGGGGGAACCCAGUUUGCUCUGCUGGGGGACUUGCAGUUCUAAGAGUUAUUGACAAAGAGAAGCGUCAAGCACAUUGUGCAAAUGUCGGUUCACACUUGUUGGAACGAUUGAGAGCUCUCCAGGAAAAAUACGAAAUCAUAGGAGAUGUCCGAGGAAGGGGAUUAAUGGUAGGAGUAGAACUUGUGACCGACCGUAAAGACAAGACCCCAGCAAAGACCGAAACUGCAGUAUUGUUUGAGAAACUAAGAGAACUGGGCGUUCUCGUCGGGAAAGGGGGUCUCCACGGCAACGUAUUUCGAAUAAAGCCUCCUAUGUGUUUCACCAAAGACGAUGCAGAUUUUCUUGUUGAUGCUUUGGACUAUGCCAUGUCAAAGAUGUAAAGCUUUAGUCUGGUAAGGAAGCCAUAUGCAGUGUUCUUUCACUUCUAUGUAUUUCAAAUAAAUUAUGUAAUUCUGGUUUGUAGUAGCAGCUCUCACUUGGUGUAUUAUUAUUCAAUGUUAGAAGUUUGCUUGUACAAAGACACUUUCAAAACUUCCAAGAACAAACUAAACUAUUAGAAGCUCCACAUGUAGCUUAAGUCUA